AUGCUGUUUUUGACGCUGGUAUUGCUGGGAUGCCUGGCCGGAGGAAUGGCCACGUUUCCCAAAUCAACCACCUCAACGACGUAUAGAUCUGCGCCUAACACUAUGACAGGAGUGUUUGGAAGCGGAAAUGUAAUGCCGGCCUCGUACCAAACAUCUUACUCAUAUCCAUUAAAUGUGGGAUCCUCGGCUACAGUGUACUCAAGUAAUCCUGCUUCUUAUAGCGUACCGAUACAAACAUACUCAACUUCUUCCAUGCCAGCAAAGUACUCGACAUAUACCCCAACAACGUACAGUAGCAGUGCCCCAACAGCGUUCUCGGCAUAUACCCCAACAUCGUACUCGACAUAUAUCCCAACAACGUACAGUAGCAGUACCCCAACAGCGUUCUCGACAUAUACCCCAGCAACGUACAGUAGCAGUAUCCCAACAGCGUUCUCGACAUAUACCCCAGCAACGUACAGUAGCAGUAGCAGUACCCCAACAGCGUUCUCGACAUAUACCCCAGCAACGUACAGUAGCAGUAGCAGUAUCCCAACAGUGUACUCGACAUAUACCCCAGCAACGUACGUUAGCAAUGCCCAAGCAGCCCAGUGGAACUACCCAAGCUUCAAUUCAGUCUCAAGUAUGAACUUACCAACGUAUUAUCCGACUGCACAGUUCAGUAGUAACAGUGGAGUUUCAAACUACUUGAACGCCCCUUUUUCCUCACCACCAUCACCCAAGUAUUAG
Molecule: messenger RNA, 729 nt
Organism: Ylistrum balloti
Lineage: Eukaryota; Metazoa; Mollusca; Bivalvia; Pectinida; Pectinidae
Product: mucin-2-like
Exons: 1
Coding region: 1-729 (242 amino acids)
Source: RefSeq, a predicted model, not a curated record